GCCGACGCUUUUACUGGCCCAAGACGUGCUGACAUCAUGAUAAUGCCAACGCGACCAUUGUGCGUCCCUUGUCUGCUCUCGGCAUUACGCAGUUCCCUUCGUGGCGCAGCCCGUCCGCUGGAUGACAGAAAAGUGCUGGGCGAGGCCAUGAUCACCCACGACUCUUCCCACAGCAAACAUCGUUUGCGAAACGAUUAUUUCUUCGCUCUCUCGCCGAGUGUCUGCGACAGUGUAACUUUGUUCAUCGUCCUGAUCCUAGCCAUCGAAGAUCGCAUACAGUGUUGGAAUGGCACCCGUCAUUGCAGAGACGGCCGCGGGCCCAUGGAAACGAGAGCUUCUGAAGCGCCAGACGUGCUACACAACGUAUUAUGGAGGCGUGCGGUGUUAUAACAGCAGCUGGUACAACUGGGGUCGAUGGGUCCUCCUCGGUGUGAUCAUCUUGCUGUUCAUCCUCACUCUGUUCUGUCUAUCAUGGACCUCAAGACGUAGACGCGCACGAGGCAGAAGGCCAAUGUACGGCACCGGCUGGAUGUCGCAAGGUCCCCUUGCUCCUCCGCCUUAUCAACCUCCUCCGCCUGCGCCUGCGUACACCCCAUACCCGCAGAACGAUAACUACGGACCAACACCGCCGAAACCUACGUACGGCGGCAAUCAAUCAUAUCCAAUGAAUGAUUACGGCAACACAAACACAUAUGCGCCACCAGCAGGUCCGCCACCUGGCCAGUACAGAUAAGGGAAUGGCUUCGCACGGUAGGCUCAGACCUGACCGCGGAAGCGAUGGAGGAUCUUACGCGUUCUCUGCAUCCUGGCCUCAGUAGGGUUUAGUCCUCACACGGGAAAGAAGACAAAUGACCAGCGAAGCGCUAUUUUUCGUGUGUCGGGAACAGCGAAUGAACUUCCAACUGUCUCGGCUCCCCUGCAUAUCGCUGCCUGAAGCUAGGUGUACAUGCUCGCACUACAGUCUUUGAGAGCUAUUUGAAGCUAGCGGAUUUGUUUGUAAACUUGGAGAAUUAACAUUCGCCGCUCUCCCGCGACGUAGAUGCGUUGCGAAUGAACAGCACCGGCGCGAGGAAGCCGCCUAUCUUUCUGUUGAUAAAGUGUAAUUUAACAAUUCGGCAUGCGGUCCGGUGAGUACGUCAAACGUGCCGGGCAAGAUUUAAAAUCAAGCAGCUUGUGUUUGUGAAAGA
Verruconis gallopava is the source of this 1187-nucleotide messenger RNA. RefSeq lists its product as uncharacterized. Lineage: Eukaryota; Fungi; Ascomycota; Dothideomycetes; Venturiales; Sympoventuriaceae. Bases 287 to 733 code for a protein of 148 amino acids. Gene Ontology annotation, biological process: vesicle-mediated transport. Gene Ontology annotation, cellular component: intracellular membrane-bounded organelle. The record is from RefSeq and is a predicted model, not a curated record. The transcript is spliced from 3 exons.